AUGCCAAGAAAGGCUACUCUUUUAAAGUCUCUCGCGAGAGGACGUAUACGUACGUCGUUCAACAAAUACAAUUUGUUCAACUUGUACAAGAAAGGACAGGUUGACUUCAGGUCCAAGACGUUGUAUCAGCAGAAAUGGACAGCAAAGCAAGAAACGAGGGCGUAUCACGGAGAACACCUGACUGAGGGAAGAUGGCAGGCAGUUUUCAAUCCCAAAUUGGACUCAGUGGCACAGCUGGAUGCUUCGUUGCGUGGUGGUGAGAUCCAAGAGACGCCGUUUCUGUUACAAACGUAUGCAGUUCUAGAAAAGAGACUGGAUUUUGCUGUUUUCAGGGCAUUGCUCGCUUCCUCAGUGAGACAGGCGCGACAGUUUAUUCUUCAUGGGAACGUCUUUGUCAAUGGCAUAAAAAUAUCACAUCCCGGCUAUACGCUGAGGCCUGGUGAUAUCUUUCACGUCAAGCCGGAAAAGGUGCUGCAAGCCCUUGGUGCAAGAAAACCAAGUAUCCAGGAGGCGUUAAAAGUGGACAAGACUCAAAUUGUACUGUGGAAUAAAUACGUCAAGAUGGCGAAAGAAAAGCCAAGGGCUACGUGGGAGGCAAAGCUGGCCAAAUAUCGUGCAAUGCCCGAUUCCCACCCUAAGAAACAAGAGUUCUUGGAAUUCGUUGACCUAUACAACAAAACCAUAGAAGCAGAGGAGAUCAAGGAAUUGCACUCCUGCACACCCCAAAAUCUUCUAACUAAAAUCAUAGCAGUUUAUGCGAACAGCAAUAAGGAACUUGAGGCGCUCACGGCGAGCGACUUCAGCAGCGUGGUGUCGAAGGAUCCAAAAUUGGGGCAGUUAACGUUUGAUUGCUUUCAAGAAUUUGCUAAAUCGGGCGAGAUUUCGGAAAAGAAUACCAAGGGAAAGCAAAUGGAGGAGCUUUCGACUCUAACAAACGAAUUACUCUUCCCUUCGGAAGACGCCAAGAAGAAGCUUUCCGACAGUGCCAAGGUUUCUUUGAGGUCGGGAAAGAAGCACCUGUCAGAGUUGGUUAAAGAGUACAGCAGAGUUAUUAGAGAAGAUUAUGAUGCCAAAAAGGGUGAUCAGUCUGCAGUUCAGAUUCCAUUCGAUGAAAAUUGGGCAAAAAAGCUGCGCUAUCAUCCAGCAAUCGACACAAAGGCUUUGGCAGAAGAUGAAUCUGAAGCUCAAAAAGCGAUCCAGCUGCCUUGGCAGAAGCACGUUUACGGCAGAGAAAAUCCCAACAGGCCUUAUUUUACGCCUUGGAAGCCUCGGCCCUUCCUGGGGCCGUUCGCAAUCUUGCCCCAUCAUCUGGAGGUAUCAUUCAAGACUUGUCACGCUGUGUAUCUAAAGGACCCCGUGGCUCGUCCUGGACAUUCUGAAGUCAUCUCACCAUUCGACCUUCCUGUUCAUGAACGUGCUUACAUGUACUACGUUAGGAAAGGUAAAUAA
Messenger RNA from Torulaspora globosa, 1449 nucleotides. It is a transcript of the gene NAM9, whose product is annotated as mitochondrial 37S ribosomal protein uS4m. Gene Ontology annotation, molecular function: structural constituent of ribosome; rRNA binding. The coding region runs from base 1 to 1449 and encodes 482 amino acids. The transcript has a single exon. Gene Ontology annotation, cellular component: mitochondrial small ribosomal subunit. The record is from RefSeq and is a predicted model, not a curated record. Gene Ontology annotation, biological process: positive regulation of translational fidelity. NCBI's taxonomy places the organism in Eukaryota, Fungi, Ascomycota, Saccharomycetes, Saccharomycetales, Saccharomycetaceae.